Saccostrea echinata is the source of this 2043-nucleotide messenger RNA. RefSeq names its product glycerate kinase-like. The record is from RefSeq and is a predicted model, not a curated record. Gene Ontology annotation, biological process: protein phosphorylation. Gene Ontology annotation, cellular component: cytoplasm. Gene Ontology annotation, molecular function: glycerate kinase activity. The transcript has 7 exons. NCBI's taxonomy places the organism in Eukaryota, Metazoa, Mollusca, Bivalvia, Ostreida, Ostreidae. The coding region runs from base 213 to 1928 and encodes 571 amino acids.
GAUUUUCAUGUUCUGUGACCUCAGAUUAACGAUUAGAGAUGAGAGAGACGUUUAUCAUUAUUAAGCACGGUAGAUUUUAUUGCUGUAGUCAUCGGGAUUAGACUAAAAGUCUGAGUUGGCAGUAAGACUACAGAGAAAGGAAUUGCAAUGCUUGGAAAAAAUUCUAAAGAAACCUGCAUUUGUGAUGUCAUCGUGUGUGCCUGUCUUUUGUAAUGUUGAUGAAACGAGGAUUAAGGGUUUGUUUCCUUCGAGCAAUAUCAUGGUCUAGACCAUUAGUGAACACUACGCAUCAGCACAAUUUUCAUUCUUCAUUGACACAAUUCUACACAACAGUAAAUCCAGGGUCUGUAUCAUUGGACCUAACCAUGCCAUCAGAAAAACACAAGGAACUCAGAGACAUACUGGAUACAGCCAUAUCAUCCGUCCUACCCUCUGAAAUGAUUGGAAGAGCUCUAAAAGUGGACGGUAACUGUUUACAGGUGGGGGGUCAGGAGUAUGCUUUAAAUAACAAUGUUUAUGUGGUGGGGUUCGGUAAGGCAGUGGCGGGGAUGGCUCGAUCAGUUGAGGACCACCUACAGCACCACAUCAUUGGUGGCAUCCUCAGUGUACCACACGGUCUAGGCCAGACUCUUAAAGAACUUGGUAAAAUGGAUCUUUGGCCAAAGGAAGACACCAAGCUGAAGGUCAUGGAAGGAGCUAAAAAUAACCUGCCGGACGAUGAUGCUCAGGCUGCAGCUGUGGCCAUUAAGAAAUUAGUGACCACACUGACUGAUCAACACAUUCUUCUAGUACUUAUAUCAGGUGGCGGAUCCUCGCUUUUACCACUGCCCUGCCCACCCAUAACGCUGGAGGAAGAAGUAUCCUUAACAAAGAUGUUGUCCCAGAAUGGUGCUACCAUUAACGACCUGAAUACCAUUAGAAAACACAUUGAGGAGUUAAAGGGCGGAGGCCUGGCUAAGGCAGCACUCCCAGCACAGGUGAUUUCACUGAUCUUGUCGGAUGUCGUCGGAGACAGACUGGACAUUAUUGCCAGUGCUCCUACUGUAUUUGACGUGUCGUCUCCUCAGAUGUGCAUGGAUAUCUUCAAAGAACUUAAAGUCAAACAGCUAGUACCAAAAUCAGUCAAAGAAUUCCUCUUCAAAAAGUCGGUAGAGUUUGCAAAGAUGCCGUCUCUGAAGAAACCGGAAGUGGGAUACACUACCCCAUGGUCCGAAUUCCGACAUGUCAACAAUGUCAUUGUUGGAAACAACACCAUGGCAACGCAAGCUGCAGAAAAUAAGGCAAAAGAACUUGGACUCUUGCCGUUUGUUUUAAGCGUCUCUCUGGAGGGUGAAGCUCGCCAUGUUGGAGAAAUUUUUGUAGAUAUCGCUCAGUACAUAGCACUGUUAUAUAAUUACAAACCGUCACGUGACGGAGGGUCAAUAUCAUUAGUCCAGUUAGAGUUAAAACUGACGCAAUUUGGUUUCGAGAAGACUGUAUUGAAUGACCUGAACUCUAUUGCCAGAAGAGCCUGUAAUUGUCGUAAAGGGGUCUGUGUCAUCAGUGGAGGUGAGACCGUUGUUAAGGUCAAAGGUCUGGGUAAGGGUGGGCGUAACCAAGAAAUGGUGCUUGCUUUUGGAAUAAGUUUAGAAAAAGCAUGUGCAGAGGAAGAAAAGCUGAAUAGAUUUUCCAUUGAAUUCCUGAGUGGAGGGACGGACGGACAAGAUGGACCCACGGACGCCACCGGGGCGAUAGCAGAUGACAAAAUGAUACAGAAGUGUGCACAGGAAGGUCUGGAUAUGGUUAAUUUCCUGGAAAAUAACGACAGUUACACCUUGUUUUCUCAGCUGGAUGAGGGUUCAUACAUCAUAAAGACUGGUCUUACUGGGACCAAUGUAAUGGAUAUACAGGCUCUCAUUGUCACGCCGAAAGACUUUGACGAUAUUUAAAACGUUCUUCAGCAAUCUCAACCUUGUUGUUAAAAGAUGCUCAUUGGUACAAAAUGUCCAUUGUAGUGACGAAUUACGCACAGUAUGUACUAGUCUAAUAAAGGUUAGGUACCAA